UUGUGCUGGGUUUCUCCUCCCCAGUUUCACAACCUGCAGGAGCUGAGGCACAGCGCGUCUCUGGCCAACAAGGUCUUCGUCCAGAGGGACUACAGCGAGGGGACGGCCUGCAAGUUCCAGACGAAGUUCCCCUCCGAGCUGGAGAGCCGGAUUGAGCGGACGCUGUUCGAGGACACGGUGAAGACGCUGAAUAACUUCUACGCGGAGGCGGAGAAGAUCGGGGGCCAGUCCUACCUGGAGGGCUGCCUGGCCUGUGCCACCGCCUACCUCAUCUUCCUCUGCAUGGAGACGCGCUACGAGAAGGUACAGACGCUCGUCCGGGGCCGGACUCAGAUUGAACCGAUUUUGCUCGACUUUGAUUGA
Menidia menidia (Atlantic silverside) is the source of this 363-nucleotide messenger RNA. Lineage: Eukaryota; Metazoa; Chordata; Actinopteri; Atheriniformes; Atherinopsidae. The record is from the annotation of a GenBank genome assembly.